GAGAAAUUCUUUUGAAUAUUCCGUAAGAACUCUGAAGAAAUCAAGUUUGUUCCUUUGAAAAUUAAGAAGUAAAAUAUUGAGAUUAUAAAAGGAAAGUUGAUGUGAGUGGGUUAAUUUAGUUAAGUGAAAAAGAAUUUUCCACCAGUUGACCUCAUAACAUCCACCACAACACUUUUGUUCACACCCCGUUUGUUAGAAGAGAAUGAAGAAUUUUUCUCAAUUAAUCUGGAUAUAGGGUCAACAGCCAGAGCAACUAAGUAAAAGUAUCUAUACAUUGUGAAAGCAUAAAAAAUGGCAACAAACAUGCGUCCACUGAAGAUUACAACUGUUGGUGAUGGCAUGGUGGGAAAAACUUGUCUUCUCAUAACAUACACACAAAAUGAAUUUCCAAAAGACUAUGUGCCAACAGUAUUUGAUAAUCAUGCCUGCAAUUUGGAGGUUGAUGGUAAAAUGUUCAACUUAACACUGUGGGAUACAGCUGGUCAGGAGGACUAUGAGAGGUUGAGACCGCUGAGCUAUCCAAAUACUGAUUGUUUUCUAUUGUGCUAUUCCAUCGAAGGACGUACUAGCUAUGAAAACGUAAUGUCUAAAUGGUAUCCAGAAAUUCGACACUAUUCCCCAAGUGUGCCCAUUGUAUUAGUUGGAACAAAAAGUGACUUGAGAACACCGGGAUCAGAGAAAUUCCUUACCUAUGUCGAUGGUAAGAAGCUGAAAGCUAAAAUUCGAGCUUAUUCCUUCAUUGAGUGUAGUGCUAAAAAGAAUCAAAAUUUAGAAAAUGUCUUUGUUGAAGCUGUUAAAGCUUGUGAACAAAAACCCCGUACUAAAACGCGUGUUUGUUCAAUUUUAUAAGAAAAAAAAACAAAAAAGUAUGUCAAAUUUAAAGCUUCACGUAAAACAUCUUUAACUAUUAAUGGCCAUAUAAUAUUUUUUUGAAAUAGUUAAUGUUAUAGUAUUGAUUUUUGAUUCAAUCUUUUUUGGAAGUUAAGAAUUUUUUUAUUUUAACAUUUCUGCGUAUAAAAUUUAAAACCUAGUCAAUAAAGAAAUAUAUAUUACGUAAAAA
Lutzomyia longipalpis is the source of this 1060-nucleotide messenger RNA. It is a transcript of the gene RhoL, whose product is annotated as ras-like GTP-binding protein RhoL. Gene Ontology annotation, biological process: small GTPase-mediated signal transduction. Lineage: Eukaryota; Metazoa; Arthropoda; Insecta; Diptera; Psychodidae. The transcript is spliced from 4 exons. Gene Ontology annotation, molecular function: GTP binding; GTPase activity. The record is from RefSeq and is a predicted model, not a curated record. The coding region runs from base 292 to 849 and encodes 185 amino acids.